Nannospalax galili (Upper Galilee mountains blind mole rat) is the source of this 943-nucleotide messenger RNA. Its product is annotated as mastin-like. Lineage: Eukaryota; Metazoa; Chordata; Mammalia; Rodentia; Spalacidae. The transcript is spliced from 5 exons. The record is from RefSeq and is a predicted model, not a curated record. Gene Ontology annotation, biological process: proteolysis. The coding region runs from base 32 to 943 and encodes 303 amino acids. Gene Ontology annotation, molecular function: serine-type endopeptidase activity.
UGAGAUCUCUGUGUUCCCCAACUGUCCCAGGAUGCUGUGGCUGCUGUUCCUCAUCCUCCCUGACUUUGGCUCAGGACAGGAGUUGGGCAUUGUCGGAGGCUGCCCUGUCUCAGGCAGGCGGUCCGCAUGGCAGGUCAGCUUGAGGUUCUACAACAUGAAGCACAGCCUGUGGGAACAUAUCUGUGGGGGCUCUCUCAUCCACCCUCAGUGGGUGCUGACUGCCGCCCACUGUGUGCAGCCGAAAGAACUGGAAGCUUGUGGCUUUAGGGUCCAGCUUGGGCAGCUGAGCCUCUAUGAAAAUGACCAGCUGAUGAAAGUGGUCGAGAUCAUCCGCCACCCUAGGUACAAGGAGAGCCUGUCUGCUGAGGGGGGUGCAGACAUUGCUCUGCUGAGACUGGAAACCCCUGCAAUACUAUCUGAGCACAUCCAGCUGGUCUCCCUCCCCACUGCCUCCGAGAUGGUCUCCCCGAGGAAGAUCUGCUGGGUAGCUGGCUGGGGCGUCAUUGAGGACCACAUGCCCCUUCCCCCGCCCUACCACCUUCGGGAAGUGAUAGUCCCCAUCUUGUGGAACAAAGACUGUGACCGGAAGUACCACAAAAACUCCUCUUUGGAUAGAAACACUAAGAUCAUUAAGGAUGACAUGCUAUGUGCCGGGACGGAAGGUCGGGACGCCUGCCAGGGCGACUCUGGAGGCCCCUUGGUCUGCAGGUGGAACUGCUCCUGGGUCCAGGUGGGUGUGGUUAGCUGGGGCAGAGGCUGUGGCCUUCUUGAUCUCCCUGGGGUAUAUACUCGUGUGAGGAGCUACAUGCCUUGGAUCCACCGCUAUGUCCCCAUAUUCCCUCAACCCUCGACAGGGCCAAGUGGGGUUCACACAACAGAGGAGAUCUCAGCUUCCUCUGUUGGUUCCCUUACUCCUUCACCUAAUUCAGCCUUGUCCUUCUAA